UUCCGACCUUCCGAGCGCUUCCCGUCGCUUGGACUCUCCUAAUGCGGAAGGGUUAUCGCCCGCGCCCGCAUACAAAAGACGUACCUGAGUCCCCCUUGCUGGCGGAGAAGAAGCUUCUUCCCACCUAAACUCACCAUGGCUCCUCAUCCACUUGCUAUCCUCUCAGAGGAGGAGACUAACAUCGCCCGCGAUGUGGUUGUUGCCUCUCACCCCGACACUGUCAUCGAUUUCCGCGAGAUCUACCUGUUAGAACCCCCAAAGGAUCAGCUGCGCGACUUCCUCGCAUUGGAACAUGCUGGACGGCUGAGUCCGACCACGCCUCGCCCACCUCGUAUGGCCCUAUGCCAGUACGAUGUCAUCGGCUCCGAUCGAAUUCCUUCCUACCAGGAGUCUGCCGUGGAUGUAGGAUCGCGCAAGCGUGUCAAGCAUCACGUCGUUGGAAAGCAACAUCAUGCAGCGCUGACAGUGAGCGAAUUCGAUGUCCUUGUCGACCGUUGCUUUGCCUCCCCCCUGUUCAAGCAAGCUCUUGCUGAAUUCGACCUCCCCGAAGGCUUCGAAGUGGUGAUCGAGCCAUGGCCAUACGGUGGACUUGACUACGUCGAUGAGAACCGCCGAUUCUUCCAGGGUCUCUGCUUUGCGCGCGACAAAACCAAGAACAAUGCCGAUGCCAACUUUUACUCCUACCCAUUGCCUCUCAUUCCCGUCAUGGAUGCUCACACCCAGCAAAUCAUUCGAGUGGAUCGUCCUGCUACCGGAGGUAAAGGAGACGGUCUCCGUGAUCAAACCUUCAAGCGCGAUAUUAUCGGUCAUUGCAAGGGCUCGGAUUACGUACCGGAACUGCUGCCUGAGGGCACGCGCAAGGAUCUGAAGCCAUUGAACCUGGUGCAGCCCGAAGGGCCAUCCUUCCGCAUCACCAAUGAGUCCCUGGUCGAAUGGCAGAAGUGGCGUUUCCGCGUUGCAUUCAACCCUCGCGAGGGAGCCACUAUCCAUGAUGUCUGGUACGAUGGGCGCAGCGUUAUGUAUCGACUGGCGAUUAGUGAAAUGACCGUUCCCUAUGCCGAUCCUCGUCCUCCGUUCCACCGCAAGCAAGCGUUCGAUUUCGGUGAUGGUGGUGGCGGAAACAUGGCCAACAAUCUGUCCAUUGGCUGUGAUUGCCUGGGUGUGAUUAAAUACUUCGACGCUGUACUUACCGAGCCGGAUGGAUCCGCCAAGAAACUGCCCAAUGCUAUCUGCCUGCACGAACAGGACGGUGGCAUUGGCUGGAAACACUCCAAUUGGCGCACUGGACGAGCCGUGGUGACUCGCAACCGGGAGCUGGUGGUGCAAUUUAUCAUCACCUUGGCGAACUAUGAAUAUAUCUUUGCCUACAAGUUUGACCAGGCGGGUGGCAUUACGGUAGAGUCGCGUGCAACGGGCAUUCUGAACGUGGUCAACAUCGACGCCGGCAAGACCAGCGAAUAUGGCAACGUCGUCAGCGGAGGUGUCCUGGCUCAGAACCAUCAGCAUAUCUUUUGCGUUCGAAUGGACCCUGCCGUCGACGGAGCGGACAACUCGGUUGUCGUGGAGGAGUCGCACCCGGUGCCCAUGAACGAGGUUACAAAUCCUAACGGCAACUUCUACCAGGUGACGAACCAGACCAUCGAGCGCGCUGGCUGGUUCGACGCUGCUCCGGAUCUGAACCGAACUGUCAAAAUCAUCAACCCUCACCGCACGAACCCUAUCAGCGGGAAGCCUGUCGCAUACAAAUUCAUCCCCUUGGCGACCCAGAAGUUGCUGGCCGAUCCUAACUCGAUCCAGGCGAAGCGCGCCCAAUUCGCACAGCACCAUGUCUGGGUGACGAAGUACCGCGAUGGCGAGCUUUAUGCCGGCGGACGGUAUACCUUGCAGAGUCAAGAGGAGGUGGACGGGGUUGCUGACGCGGUGCGACGUGGCGACUCUGUCGCCGAUACCGACGUGGUGGUAUGGAGUUGCUUCGGGAUUACGCAUAAUCCUCGAGUAGAGGACUGGCCGGUGAUGCCCGUCGAGACAUUCCAGCUGAUGAUUCGACCAUCCGACUUCUUCACGGCCAACCCAGCGCUAGACGUUCCCUCGGACAAGAACGGGGCCUCGGUUGUCGUGGGUGGAGAUUGCUGCCGGAAUGCGCAUAUCUAAGUACUGACCUGGCUAAGUAUAUGGUGUGCCGGCUAUGAUUUACGAUCCUAUGUACAUUGUUUUUGAUUUUGGACAUGAUGUAAAUGAAAGAAUCGAUGAUUAUCUGUCGAGAUAAGAUAGAAAAUGAUAAGAUAAAGGAUGAUAAGAUAAGCAACGGUGAAAUUCCGCAUUGCGCUCGGAGCCUCGGAAAGCAGGAUUUGCUUCCUCAGCUUUCUCACUUUCCGGUCUGCCUGCCUAGCUUGCUCGGAACGCACACCAGACAGAACCUAAUCAACUCUACUGUUCCUCCCAUUUCCGAACUGAUUGCGCAACGGCCUGUUCGGCAUGGACAUCCUGUCUCCUAAACGCAGUGGCGAUGAUACCCCGGAACCGCCUCGGAGUAAGAAACGGGCUAAAUAUACCCAAGUAGCAUGGUGGGUUCUGUUGCCUGUUUGAUCAUAGCGCUGUGACAUGCUAAUCCGAGUAUAGUAAUGAAUGCAAGCGACGAAAACUUAAGUGUAGUGGCGACGCAGUUUGUACUCGCUGUGCUCGUGAUGACGUCGAGUGCAUUUAUACGGGGAAUGCGCACGCGGCAAACCAUGUUGCCUAUCCGGUGGAGGAGAAAAAUGAGGGGUAUGUUCACUGCUCGGGCCUGAUUUCUCUACUUGGUCGGUAAUGUUUGUCUAUUAGUUUGAGUACUCUUGUCCGCGCGGUCGAUUCUCAAGUCCAGUUGUUGCGACGGGAAAUGCGCGUCAUGGCGGCCCGGGUGAGGCAGAUCGAAUCGUCUUCUGUCACUGGGAGUACUGCCCCCAGCAUCAUUCCGGCCUCCGGGUCAACUGUCUCCUCCUCGUCGAAUAAUGCGGGUUUACAGCGCAUUAUGAAUCGCCCUCAGUCACCUUCUUACGUGGGGCCGACCAGCGCGGAGUUCGGGCUCACGGCCCGUCAGAAAUCAGUAGAUGAUAGCGAUGGGGAUGACCUGGCGUCUACGGCUGCGGCGAGCCCUGCUCCGCCGUCUGAUACGGAAGCCAUGUCUGCUGAUCCUUUGGGGUGUUUGGGGCUAGCGGAGGCCUUGCGUCUGGUAACGGUGUACGAGAAUACAGUUGGUUUGAUGUAUCCGUGCGUCGAUCUCGACAGCGUACGGGCCUAUGUCGCCGAGUACUAUCGAACCGAGGGACGUCCAGGGCCGACCUCUCCGGUAACGAUGGAUCAGGAUUGGUUCUUCGCGCGCGAUGUCGAGGUGCUGAAGAUUAUUCUGGCGACGGCGUUGCUGGCGGAGUCGCAUGGACGCAGCGAGAGGGCGGCGUUCCUGGCUGAUAGCGUGGAGGAUCGGUUUGCGACCCGAGUGAAGAUUGCAGAGGUCGAUAUGAAGGAGUUGUUGAUCUUGACGUUACUG
Molecule: messenger RNA, 3523 nt
Organism: Aspergillus melleus
Lineage: Eukaryota; Fungi; Ascomycota; Eurotiomycetes; Eurotiales; Aspergillaceae
Product: putative copper amine oxidase
Exons: 4
Coding region: 136-2151 (671 amino acids)
Biological process (GO): amine metabolic process
Molecular function (GO): primary methylamine oxidase activity; copper ion binding; quinone binding
Source: RefSeq, a predicted model, not a curated record